Messenger RNA from Prorocentrum cordatum, 642 nucleotides. The record is from the annotation of a GenBank genome assembly. NCBI's taxonomy places the organism in Eukaryota, Dinophyceae, Prorocentrales, Prorocentraceae.
CCCCGCCCCACGGCCCGCGGGGGGGCGCCUGGCCGAGCGGGCACGCCGGCGGCUCCCGAGGUGCCCCCCCCCUCGCGCGCCGCGGCGGCAGCCGCGAUGGGCAGCGAGGGGCUCCCGUUCCUGCGGGACUCUAUGGACUACGCCAACAACGGCUCCGCCAUGCCAGAGUCCCACGAGGAGCCUGUGAAGCGCGGCAUGCGAAUCGUGGAGAACGCUUUCAACGGCAAGGUAGAGGCGCAGCUGCAGGAGCUGCAGGGCCUGAAGAAGCUCACCGAGGAGCUGCAGCUCCAGUCCAACGUCUUGAACGAGAAGAACUCGACGCUGCAGGCGGAGCUGCACCAGAGCCAGCAGGUGGGGAACCAGCUGGCGGACGAGAACAAGGAGCUCUUCAAGCAGGUGCAGCAGCUUCGGAAGAAGAUGGCGCGCCUGGACAUCCUGAAAAACAAGGUCUUGGAGUCCAUCACCCACGCGGGUGACGACGAUGACGCUUUGGAGGUCCGCCGCGCCCCGCGCGAACGCACACCCGAGGUGGUCGCCCGGGGGGGUGGGCCCGCGGGCUCGUCGAGGCCCGGGCGGUCCCUGUGCUCAGGCCUGCGCGCCCAUCUCCCUGGUGCUCCCUCGGGAGCUCCAUGAUCACCGAGC